Molecule: messenger RNA, 2084 nt
Organism: Oryzias latipes (Japanese medaka)
Lineage: Eukaryota; Metazoa; Chordata; Actinopteri; Beloniformes; Adrianichthyidae
Source: RefSeq, a predicted model, not a curated record
GGAACUCAAGGCAUAUAAAAGCAGGAGAAGUUCUACUCUAUAUACUCAGACGGGAUACUCUGCAAGACACAAAGGCAAAAAAGACGGCAUAAAGAAAGAAUAAAUUACUUUGGAGUCAUGAAGCUGGGAUUGCUGUUGGCGUUGUCUGUGGCCGCUCUGGUGCUCAACCUCUCUGAGGGCAGGAUCGUCUCCAAAUGUGAGCUGAGGCAGAAACUCCAGGAAGUUCUGCCUCUGCCCAGAAAGUAUGGCAGAUACAAGGACCAAAUCCUAGCUCUAGUUACUUGUGAACUAGAGAGAAGAUCACAUCUUGACUCCAGCCUGGUGACUGGAAAUGCUGUGCUCCCAACUGCAGCAGCGAGGCGAACAACACAAGCAGCUGAAGGAAACCAAACGGCCACUGAACAAGACAUCAUCUCAACAAUCUCCUCGGCCCCAAUGACAAACAGCACUGAUGGCAGUUUCAGAAGAAAGCGAUGGGCUCCAUUCAAUGACUUCAGAGAGAAGAGUGACAAAAGACGAGGCAACAAGGGGCGGGGCCAUGACGAAAGUGGAGACAGUGACAACAGCAGCGAAGAAAACCACAAGAAAAAGAAGAACAGUAAAAAAAGUCAUGAAUCUUCUGAAGAGGAAAGCCACGAAAUGGAAAACCAGGAAGCCAACAAACCAACGGCCAGCUCUGGUACCACUGAAAUGUCAAACGCCGUAUCUGGAAACGCAAGAUUGAAGAGAGACGCUUCAUCCAAAGAGAAGGGCAACAAGAGACAGGGUGACAGAGGACAUGGCGACAAGAGACGAGGCAAAAAGGAACGAGGCCAUGACGAAAGUGAAGGAAAUGAAAACAGCCGCGAGGAAAGCCAUGGAAUGGAAAACCAGGGAGCCAACAAACCAACAGCCAGCUCUAGUACCACUGAAAUGUCAAACGCCGUAUCUGGAAACGCAAGAUUGAAGAGAGACGCUUCAUCCAAAGAGAAGGGCAACAAGAGACAGGGUGACAGAGGACAUGGCGACAAGAAACGAGGCAAAAAGGAACGAGCCCAUGACGAAAGUGAAGAAAAUGAAAACAGCCGCGAGGAAAGCCAUGGAAUGGAAAACCAGGGAGCCAACAAACCAACAGCCAGCUCUAGUACCACUGAAAUGUCAAACGCUGCAUCUGGAAACGCAAGACUGAAGAGAGACGCUUCAUCCAAAGAGAAGGGCAACAGGGGACGAGGGAACAAGAAACAAGGCAAAAAGGGACGAGGCCAUGACGAAAGUGAAGAAAAUGAAAACAGCCAUGAGGAAAGCCAUGGAAUGGAAAACCAGGGAGCCAACAAACCAACAGCCAGCCCUAAUACCACUGAAAUGUCAAACGCCGCAUCUGGAAACGCAAGACUGAAGAGAGACGCUUCAUCCAAAGAGAGGGGCAACAAGGGACAUGGAAACAAGGGGCAAGCUGAUAAGAAAAGGGGAAAGAAGGGACGGGGCCGUGAUGAAACUGAUGAAAGUGAGGAAAGGAGACAGAAGAACAAGAAGGAGAAGAAGCCCAGUGAACACAGCCAUGAAUCAUCAUCUCAAGAGAAGGACAACGUUAAGCCCAAUCAGGGGCCGGCCAUCUAUUUUGGGCUCUUCCAGCUCUCUGACAGCUAUUUCUGUGAUUCAGGCAAUGGCUCCUCCAAGAAUCUGUGCAACAAAAAUUGCUCAGCCUUUGUUGAUGAUGACAUAACAGACGAUCUUGAAUGCUUCGCAAGCAAAGGAUACUGGAGAUGGAUCCUGGACGAGGUCUCAAGCAGCUGUUCAAACCAACAGGACACCUACUUUGAUGAAUGUCAAUAAGCAGGUCUACAAACAUGGAGUCUUCCUGCAACAUUUAAUGCUGGGAUCUUAGCUGUCAUGGGAAGUUCCUCAUACUCUGGUUUCUCGGGCAUUUUCUGAUUUUUUUAUUUUAUUUUGUUACGUUUUUGGUGCUUUCUUUACAUUUCUAAAAUAUAGUAUUUACUUAUAUUAGAAUGUUAUAUUGUUUGUGUUUAAUAAAUACCAAAUGGUAUUUGGUAUUUGUGAGUGUAUGUUGCUAUUUGUUAACAUGAUAAUAAAGUGAAUCUCAUGAA